Rhizoctonia solani is the source of this 2124-nucleotide messenger RNA. Its product is annotated as U3 small nucleolar RNA-associated protein 6. The coding region runs from base 1 to 2124 and encodes 707 amino acids. Lineage: Eukaryota; Fungi; Basidiomycota; Agaricomycetes; Cantharellales; Ceratobasidiaceae. Gene Ontology annotation, molecular function: snoRNA binding; protein binding. Gene Ontology annotation, cellular component: Pwp2p-containing subcomplex of 90S preribosome; small-subunit processome. The record is from RefSeq and is a predicted model, not a curated record. Gene Ontology annotation, biological process: maturation of SSU-rRNA from tricistronic rRNA transcript (SSU-rRNA, 5.8S rRNA, LSU-rRNA). The transcript has 6 exons.
AUGGAGCGAGUUCAUUUUUAUCAGGAGCAAAUGCUCCCCGAGCUCAAGGAGCUCGAGGAAAGAGGGAUAUUCUCGCAGCCAGAAGCUCGGGCCAUACUAAAGCAAAGGACUGCCUUUGAAUCAGCGCUAAUUAGGCGUGUAGCUCUCAAGUCGGAUUAUAUCAAGUAUGUUCAGUAUGAAAUCACUCUGGAAGCUCUUAGGAAGAAGCGUGCUGCUCGACUCAACAAUACCGAUAAUAAGUCUUCGCUCGCCGAUUAUUGCAUUGUCAGACGCCAGUUCUUCAUUCUCGAGCGAGCAGUUCGCAAGUUCAAGAAUGAUGUAUCGCUUUGGGUACAGUAUAUAGAACUCGCCAGGUCCAAUAAUGCUCGAUCACUUGUUGGAAAACUUUGCUCGCGGGCUCUUUCGUUACACCCUACCUCUCCUUCUCUAUAUAUUAUCGCCGCAUCUCAUGAGCUCGACUCAUCCCUAUCCCCAACCGGUGCCCGUGCGCUCCUUCAACGAGGCCUACGGAUAAAUCCCGAAUCUAUUGAACUUUGGACAGAAUAUAUACGCAUGGAGCUUGGGUACUGUGAGGGACUUCGACGCCGUUGGAAAACACUUGGAAUCGAUCCUAAAACACAGAAUGAGGAAGGGCAAGCAAUUGAUGCAAUUAUUUCGGGAGCGAUUGUCAAGGCGGCUAUAUCGUCUGCGACAGAGUCCCUGCCUACACUGGCACUUCUAGGUUCUCUACAGGCCUUGCUUCUCACAUAUCCCACCGAACUCCGUACCAAGUUGAUUGAGCACCUUCAUUCUGAAUUUGCAACUCAAAACACUGGAUCGGGGCCUUCUGGAGAAGACUUUCGGUGCGGUGCCGUAUUCCUUCGUGCGAUCGUUGAUAUCCCAGCGAGGUCGCUCGAAGAUGGGGCCCAGCUUCCUACUGUUCUACCUCUCCGACCACUUGUAGCUGCUGCUUUCCCUAAAAAGGCGACACCCUUUUGCCAAGAAGAACAAACCGGUGAAUUCGUGAAGCGUAUGCAGAAGGCCAGUGAGGUGUUAUCAUCAACCGGCAGGACGGAUUUGCGUGUUGCUGAGUUGUAUGCGCGAUGGGUAGCUGCUUGGGUAGCGGUUGUAACAGAGGAUAACUUGCGUCUCUAUUUAGUAUUGGCCUUGACUAGACUUGCCGCUUAUCUAUGCAAAGGGAAACACACAUCCCCAUUUAUCCCCACUCUGUCCACCAUUCUUAGGAUCACCCUUUAUCUAAAUAAAACCACGUGCACCGACGAAAUACAGUAUCGUAAACUAUCACAGAAAUUCUCCAAGGCAUGCCCGGAAGAUGCUGGUUUAUGGAUUGCCCGCCUCGAUGCGGAAUCCGGAGCAGCGCAACCGGUAGACAGCGAUCUUUCGACAUAUUCUCCCCCAAGCAUUAUUCCGAAGCCAAUCCAAAAAUUAUGGGAAGAGGCCCGGGACAGGGCUAAGGAACACCCAGGAGAGGAGGAUCUCUUGGUCAAACUCUGGCUUUGGGGAGUUAAUCACUUACCCAAGGACCCGGCAUCUCCACUACGAGCGGAGACUUGGGCUAUCAUACUUCGAGGAACCCUAUCGCAUAGAUCACUCAAUCUUCAUUCAAAACUACUCGUACACCGGUUGUACGACUCAGAGAAUCAGUCCUCAAGCGACCGGAUCACAUUAGCCAAGAAACUGAUUUCCCAGUACCGUCCUUCUGUCCUGUUCUUCGACUUGGCGAUGGAACAAGAGUUCCAAAAAAUUUCGGCCUCGCCAAGCCAGGAAUCGGGAGGUCGGGAGCGCCCAGCCAAGAGGAGUAAACGAUCUGGGUGCGAAGCUUCAGCCGAUUCUACUACUCAGGCCGACAUUGCAUGUCUUACAGCACUCUACACGGCGUGGCGCAUUAUCCCUGAGCAGAGCAUCCCUGCAGCACUCAAGUACGCAAGGGUGCUCUAUCAGUUGGGCGAAGAGAAAUGUGCAGAGGAUUCAAUUGCGGCUGUGGGUGGAUCGAAAGGAGGAUUAAGACAAGAGUGGGACAAGGUCAGGAAUGAACUGGAGUGUCUUGUGAUCGGUGCGGGUAAAAUGGAAGGGACUGAACAACCCGACAAGGAUAUCGCACUGGAUGAUGUAGAGUUCAAUUAG